AUUGCAGACAGGGUCAGUGCCAAAGUUAAAAGACCCUUCCAGGCCUUGAGACUUCAGCCCCCAGCCCUGCCCUGUGUCUCCUUAGGAAGACAGAAGGAACUGUGCUGUCAAAGGGGUGUCACAAUGCCCCAGCCCACGCAAAUUCUCCCCACCUGGGCACUCCCAGUACCUCCCAAGAGUCCCCGGGAGCUCCGGAGCCCCUGACCACCAGAAGUUCCAUCUCACCAACAAGAAAGGCCCUGGUCAAGGAUGUCCCAGGACUCAAAGAAACCCUCAGCACCCAGCCAGGAGCCGAAGACACCGUCGGGCAAAAAGCUGAAGUUUCCACGCCCUCCCCUGUCCCAGUCGUGGAAGCGGGACCGUGAGCAGACCCUGGUGGCGGCCUACGUGCCGGUGGUGGUAGACCCGAAGGGGCAGAGCCUGGACAAGCUUAGGUUCAAGUUCUACACCUCCCAGUACUCCAACUCCCUGAACCCCUUCUACACCCGGCAGAAGCCUACCUGUGGCUACCUGUACCAGAGGGACAUGGACCACACCCGCAAACGCUUUGACGUGCCUCCUGCCAACCUGGUCUUGUGGCGCUCCUAGGCCCCUGCCAGUCAGGAGAUGCCACCUGCACCCUCCCCCGCCACAAUCCUGGGUCCAGGAGGGGAGGGGCACUUGCUCCAGGAGGAGCAGACCAUGCCCGGCCUGAGACAGCUGUGCUGCGCCCAGUGGCAAAGGGAGGUCUCUGUCCUCGGCAGCAAUUAAAGUUUGUCCUUCCUUUCCUUGCCAUCUGAA
This is a messenger RNA of Acinonyx jubatus (cheetah), 780 nucleotides long. It is a transcript of the gene CIMIP3, whose product is annotated as GUCA1A neighbor. The transcript has 2 exons. Bases 250 to 588 code for a protein of 112 amino acids. The record is from RefSeq and is a predicted model, not a curated record. Lineage: Eukaryota; Metazoa; Chordata; Mammalia; Carnivora; Felidae.